Messenger RNA from Zea mays, 1845 nucleotides. RefSeq lists its product as uncharacterized. The record is from RefSeq and is marked validated. The transcript is spliced from 15 exons. Gene Ontology annotation, molecular function: L-alanine:2-oxoglutarate transaminase activity; pyridoxal phosphate binding. The coding region runs from base 230 to 1678 and encodes 482 amino acids. Gene Ontology annotation, biological process: biosynthetic process. NCBI's taxonomy places the organism in Eukaryota, Viridiplantae, Streptophyta, Magnoliopsida, Poales, Poaceae.
CACUCGCUUUCCGGCGGGCGACUGGCCUAAAAUCGCCUCUUGUUUGUUUGCUUCCGUCGUCCCCUCUCCACGUAGAGCACGCCCCCGGACCACCUUUUAUAAGCACCAACCAUCUGGCCUUGCCGCGCCGAUUCGCCACGAAGCCGCACUGUGAGAGAGGGACGCGGCCUGUUGUCCCGGCUUUUAGACGCAACUUCCAUCGCUGCGAAGCUAUCCAUUCGUGUUCGUCAUGGCCGCCAGCGUCACCGUGGAAAACCUCAACCCCAAGGUCUUAAAAUGUGAGUAUGCAGUCCGUGGGGAGAUUGUCAUCCAUGCUCAGCGCCUGCAGCAACAACUACAAACACAACCAGGGUCUCUUCCUUUUGAUGAGAUCCUCUAUUGCAACAUUGGGAAUCCCCAAUCUCUUGGUCAGCAACCUGUGACAUUCUUCAGGGAGGUUCUUGCUCUUUGUGAUCAUCCGUGCCUCUUGGAAAAAGAGGAAACCAAAUCAUUGUUCAGUGCUGAUGCAAUUUCUCGAGCAAAGCAGAUUCUUGCAACUAUUCCUGGAAGGGCAACAGGUGCAUAUAGUCACAGUCAGGGUAUCAAAGGACUGCGUGAUGCAAUUGCUGCUGGAAUCAUGUCACGUGAUGGAUUCCCUGCAAAUGCAGAUGACAUUUUCAUUACAGACGGAGCAAGUCCUGGGGUCCACAUGAUGAUGCAAUUACUGAUUAGGAAUGAGAAAGAUGGCAUUCUGUGCCCAAUUCCUCAGUACCCUUUGUACUCAGCCUCCAUAGCUCUUCAUGGUGGAGCUCUUGUCCCCUAUUACCUUAAUGAAAAAACUGGGUGGGGUUUGGAGAUCUCUGAUCUUAAGAUGCAACUGGAAAAUGCUCGGUCAAAAGGCAUUGAUGUUAGGGCCUUGGUGGUUAUCAAUCCAGGAAAUCCGACUGGGCAGGUUCUUGCUGAAGACAACCAAUAUGAUAUAGUGAAAUUCUGCAAAAAUGAGGGCCUUGUUCUUCUAGCUGAUGAGGUAUAUCAAGAGAACAUCUAUGUGGACAACAAGAAAUUUAACUCUUUCAAGAAGAUUGUAAGAUCCAUGGGGUAUGGCGAGGAUGAUCUCCCUCUAGUAUCGUUACAGUCUGUUUCCAAAGGAUACUAUGGAGAGUGUGGUAAAAGAGGAGGGUACAUGGAGAUUACUGGCUUCAGUGCUCCAGUAAGAGAGCAGAUCUACAAGAUAGCUUCAGUGAACCUAUGCUCCAAUAUCACUGGUCAAAUCCUUGCGAGCCUCGUCAUGAAUCCACCAAAGGUUGGAGACGAAUCAUAUGCUUCCUACAAGGCAGAGAAAGAUGGAAUCCUUGAGUCUUUAGCUCGUCGUGCAAAGGCGUUGGAGGAUGCAUUCAACAAGCUUGAGGGAUUUUCAUGUAACAAGGCCGAAGGAGCAAUGUAUCUUUUCCCUCAGAUUCUUCUGCCACAGAAGGCAAUCGAGGCUGCUAAAGCUGCUAAGAAAGCGCCUGACGCUUUCUACGCUCUCCGUCUCCUUGAAUCGACUGGAAUCGUCGUGGUCCCUGGAUCUGGAUUUGGUCAAGUUCCUGGAACAUGGCACAUCAGAUGCACGAUCCUGCCGCAGGAAGACAAGAUCCCCGCGGUGAUCAGCCGCUUCAGGGCUUUCCAUGAGGCGUUCUUGGCCGAAUACCGCGACUAAACUGUUACGCUGUGUGUGAGUUAAGUUGGAGGUUCAGUAGAACUGUAGAAGAGCUCAGUGACAGCGCAGAAAGAGGCAGUGUUAGAAAGGCUUAGGUCCUUCUUCACAGGAGCAACAGUUGUCUUGUCUCAUCAAGGAGAAAUAAAAAUUUUAGUUUUACAACUUCU